Messenger RNA from Macadamia integrifolia, 891 nucleotides. Its product is annotated as polyubiquitin-like. The transcript has 2 exons. Gene Ontology annotation, biological process: protein ubiquitination; modification-dependent protein catabolic process. Gene Ontology annotation, molecular function: ubiquitin protein ligase binding; protein tag activity. NCBI's taxonomy places the organism in Eukaryota, Viridiplantae, Streptophyta, Magnoliopsida, Proteales, Proteaceae. Gene Ontology annotation, cellular component: nucleus; cytoplasm. Bases 52 to 642 code for a protein of 196 amino acids. The record is from RefSeq and is a predicted model, not a curated record.
UCUCCUGGAUUUGAAGCUCUUGAAGAUAUUCAAAUACUCAAAUUCUCCAAGAUGCAGAUCUUCGUUAAGACCCUCGAAGGAAAGACCAUGACCCAGGAGGCGGAAAGCUCAAACACCAUCUCUCUUGUUAAGUCUAAGAUCCAAGACCAGCUACGUCUGACCUUCGCUGAAAAGCAACGCGAGAGCUCAAACACUAUUGGCAACGUCAUGGCCAAGAAGGUGGGUAUUGCCCCAGACCAGCAAAGGCUUAUUUUUGCUGGAAAGCAGCUCGAAGACGACCGAACCCUAGCUGACUACAACAUCCAGAAGGGAUCCACCCUUAACCUUGUGCUCCGAUUGAGGGGAGGGAUGCAGAUCCUAGUUAAAACUUUGACUGGCAAAACCAUCACCCUUGAGGUGGAGAGCUUAGGCACAAUUGGCAACCUCAAGGACAUGAUCCAGGACAAGGAGGGUAUUCCCCAAGACAAGCAGAGUCUGAUUUAUUGUGGUAAAGAGCUUGAAGAUGGGAGAACCCUUGCUGAUUAUAAAAUCCAGAAUGAUUCGACCCUACGCCUUGUGCUGCGUCUGAAGGCGUUUGACAACGUGAAGCCUAAGACUCAAGACAAAGAGGGCAUGGCCAUUCCCCUGCCCUGCAGAGACUGAUUGAGGCUUUCUCUCUCUCUCUCUCUCUCUCUAAGCCCCCUUACAUGUUUUGCUGUUUCUGAGUUGUGUCUUAGCAAGUCUUGUAAGGGAUGAUGAGUCUCUCAUGUAGGGUUCCCUCCUCCUUUCUCUCCUCUCAUGUGUGGGGUUGUCCUGAUGCAAUGCGUCUCCAUUGUUGUCCUUAUUUUUGCUCUAUUGAGAUUGUCCGGAUGCUAUUUUAUUUUUGAGUAUUUGUUAUUUUUUUAUUUUUCU